UAAAUAGACUUUUAUCAAAUAGGAACAUAACAAAAGCGGCACUUAAAAGAGCGCCAAAAUUAAUUUCGAAAAUUCUGCAACAGUUUUUAUACUUUAUCUUCUUGAUACAGCUAAUAACAAUAAUAAUUAGAAAAGUUGUCAAAGUUUUUGUGAAACAUUGGAAAAAAAAUUAACACGAACUGAAAAUUCAUGGAUCCCACUAUUUCUAUAUCAAAAGGUUGUUUUGUGUUUAAAAAUGGUGCCACCAAAGCUGACGCGAAACACAGGUCCAGAAACCAUAAAACGUCUGGCAAAAGUUCCAAUUUUUACAGUAAAGAAUUAGCCAAACAACCGUUUUAUAGAGUUUAUUCAGACACUUGGCAAAAAUUACAGUCAAAUAUACUACAAAUGCAAGCGACGAGUAAUGUGCGCAUUUUAGAAGAUUUACUUAAUUAUGUGAUUAAGGAAACUCAAGGAAAGAGGAGAAAGUAUACUAACGAGAUCUUGCCUACGGCAGCCUUGUUAACGGGCAUUAAUCAAUCGGACCAUUUGCAACAAUUUAAUACUUUGUCUAAACGUUUAAAAAAAAAAAUUUCUGUUGAUGUUUGUGUUCUGCAAUCGCGUGACUGCUCGUCCAUUAAAACGGCCAUAGAGUCUAUGGUUUACAAUUUUCUGGAAUCUGAACACAAUAAACAGGAAAAUUCAAAUGGCAAACGCUUAAGACGAUCUCAGUGCACUAUCCGACAGUUGAAGAAGUGGUAUCAUGCUAAUUGGUCAAGCUCUAAUGACACUAAUGAUUUGGAAGAGUCGAACGUAGAUGAAGUCAAGAAAAACCACAUAAAGGCAUUUGAAAAUCAUACGCUUCUAGUUAUACUGCCUGAUUUCGAAUGUUUUCCCCCAGCCGUCUUACAAGAUUUAAUUUUAAUAUUAAGCUCUCAUUGCGUUGAGUUAUCCAUAUUCUUGGUAUUGGGCAUAGCAACUUCAAUUAAUGCUAUACACGGUACCCUUCCCUAUCAUGUGACAAGCAAGAUGAAAUUGCGAGUCUUUGAAACGCAAACAGCACCCGUUAUUCUGAACGAAAUUUUAGAGAAAGUUAUACUUUCAACAGAGUACGGGUUUCAUUUGUCCGGUAAAGUCUUCAAAUUUCUUACUAAUAUUUUUCUGUACUAUGAUUUCUCUAUCAAUGGCUUCAUACAGGCUUUUAAGUAUUGCCUAUUAGAACAUUACUUUCAGGGCAAUGCGUAUUCUCUGUGCACUAACUAUUCUGCAUCUUUGAGUCAUGUAAAGCAACUGAACCAUGAGGACUUGGAAUGCGUACGUAAGCAGUUGUCGUUUCGUGCUUAUGUGGAAGGCCUGCCUCCUGAGAGUAUCAUAGCGGUACUAACUGAUGAUGAGCAUUUGAGGAAACAAUUACCUGCUCUUCUAAAGGACUGUCACCUUUAUUUCAUAAUUAGGCGGGUCUUUCUGGAAUUUCUCACCGUUUUAGUGGAAGACUUACCUAACUGCCCUUUAGGUAAAUAUCGUCGCGAACUAUACGCCUUUUCCUUGAGUAGGAACCUAUCCUCUCAAAGCGAAUUCAAGGAAUCGUGGCAACUUUUGCAAUUUUUAUCUAGAGAAGAACUAAUUAGUAAAAUAACUAAGGCACUAUCAAUAACUCGGAAUUUUUUGGAAAAUUCGGCACAAAUUCAUAUGAAAUUAUUUCAAUAUUACGCUGCUGUCAUUCAAGAGAAACUAGACGGAGUUCAACGAUUACUUAAUAGCAUAAGCGAGGCCAAGAUGUUCGCAUGCAAUAUUGUUCCUGAACAAAAAUCUCCAAAAAAUUUAAAACAAUUUACUUCCCGAGAAGAACUCAAAACGGAAUUAUUAAAAAUGUCGAAGGAAGAAAAGCCUGUUUCAGAAUACACCAAACUAGUUCAAGAACUCUUGUCUUACAUUGAGGAACAGAUAAUUGACGAGCAUUUAGGUCUAUUAGAGCGUGCUCCAGCUUUGCAUGAACUCUUUAUUUUCUCGGAUAUUAACUCUGUAAGACGUAAUAUUAUUGGUGCUCCUCGGGCGUCUCUACAUAUGGCGCUAAAUAAUCCACACAUUUAUUUACAAUGCAGUUGCUGUAGUUUACAAGAAAAUGCACAAUUAUUGCCUACAUUACCUGAUAUAUCCAUUGCUUAUAAGUUACACUUGGAAUGUGGUCAUUUGAUUAAUUUAUAUGACUGGUUGCAAGCGUUCCGUUCGGUUGUCGACUUUAAUGAAGAUGAUCAAGAGGAAAUAGACACGCAAAUACAAGCCCGCUUUACUCGAUCUGUAGCGGAAUUACAGUAUUUGGGGUACAUUAAAAUGUCAAAACGGAAGACUGAUCAUGCUACACGUUUGACUUGGUAGUUCUUCAGAGGUCAGCAUUUUCGUUGUCCAGCGUAAAUUUAUUUACUAAAAAAAUAAAAAAGUUUUGCUCAAUGUUACUCCAUCAACAAAAUUUCAUGCUCCUCCUGCACAGCCACUUCAUUUAGUUCGUUGUGUUCAUUAGUGACAGCGUAGGCCUCGAUGCACUUAGGAGUAAUAUGACGAUUUAUGUAAUUUAGACACGAAUACUAAAGUAAAGCUUGUGGCUGCAGAACAUCUGAAGAUAAAGUACUUUGAUAUCCCAAAAUUAGUUGCUUUAACACGUUAAGGACGCCGUGUACCACCGGUGAAUUAUGAUCAAAAUACCUUCCACUGUAAUACUGUAAUAAUCAAAAAUUAGUCAACUGCUACUCAAGUGCUAGAAGUGCAGGCACUAAAUUAAGGCUUCUGCUUGCCGAGAAAUGUAAAUCGCGUGGUUCUUGCAUGGUUCUUGUAAGUGAUGAAAACCAAACUGAUUCGCGUAACCGGGUUGACCUGAAAGUAGUUUUCCAGAGAGAGUCAAAUCUGAUUUCCAGGCUGUCUAGUGAUACAUCGCUAGAGGACCUUAUUUCUGUAAACCCUCCUGAUAUCUCCGAUUGCGAUUAAAUCCUCAUGCUACAUUAGUCAUCUUUACCAAAUCUGUUAAUGCGGAAUUCAUCUGUCAUCAGUCGUCAUCAUAAAUGAUAUAAAGAUAAAGUGUCAUGAAAUACAAAGUGUGCCAUGAUGUAAAGAAAGUAACUUAAAAAACGGAAUUACCUCCGUUUCCUACCUAACUCUCCCAGCAACUGUCCAGAUUUUAAGUCGAAAUUUCUAAAAUAGUUUGCAACACUAAUGUAAUAGACAAACUCUUAACAGAUAACGUGGUGGUGGAAGACAAGUAACAAUGGAAAAAUAUUAGUUCAAAGCACGAGCCUUUAUUUGAAAUUAUCUUCCAACUUUGCUUUACUGGCUCUGACUGGAACGACAGCAAUUGAAUUUUUUUAAUUAUCAUCUCAGUCUUUAGCAGAACCAUAGAUUGCGAGAAUUUCUCAGGCAACCAUACGUACGUAUUAAGAGCUUCGUUCGUGCGAAUCUUAUAUUUUUGGUUCAUUCGAAAUAUUUACCUGAUGAGUACAAAUAAAUAAAUUAUACACAACGAAUCUUCACCUAUAUGUAUCAGAGAUAAGUUUCAAAUGGCGUUUAUUAGGAAAGAUGCAUCUUCAUUUUUGAUAAUUCCCGUUUAUUUUUUGACGGUAUUAGAAUGGCUAAUUAUCCAGCUGUUUCGAAUAUUGUUUAUUAUCAAGUGUGAAAAGUUGUUUGGCGACCUAAUUACCGAUUCGUAUCAUUACUUGCCGGUGUCGCUCGAUUUACUUUAGAUCGUGAGCGCUUCAAGCGUAAUCUACAUUUUGACCUAAAAGACCCAGGGUGUUUUGUAUCUCUUUAGGUGCUAUGGAAUUUUGAAUUAUGUGAGAGUAUGGAAUUUGGAAGUCACGUUAUCCGAUUCUGUUUUUCUGAUGUUUAUGUUUGCACAUGUACUUGGUGUAUAAAAAUUUUGUUGUCAAUAAUUAUACCUAUGUACGCAAUAGCGAUUACUAAAGCUCAAGUUCUUGAAAAGAAGAAUAAAAAUAUUUUUAUUUUAUCUUUGUUUUACAGAAAGUAAUAACAAAUCAAUAAUAACUUAUUAUAAAUUUUUUGUAACGGGAAUUUAAUUUUAUUAUAAACCAGUUAACGACCGGUACAGUUUUAUUGACAUUUCAAAAUAACUUUAUUAAGUGUUUGCAAUACAUACAAAAUUUUCCUGGGGGAUCUGACUAUAUAUCUAAACACGCAAGAUCAGUGUAAAGGCAAGUUCAACUUAGAUGCCAUCGGAUUUACACCGUAUCUCUUUUACUUUUAUAAGCUCAGAAAUUUCCCUCGAAGAAUUUUUAGUGAGGUUAAGCUCCAAAGUCAGCCCGUCAACACAUUCACCCAUUGGCCCAUACGAUGCCACACGAAACUGACGAUUUCCCUUUUACAAUUCUUGAAGGGCCAUUUUUUUUAUGACCAGCCACUCAAGAGAUUUCUCCGACGGUGGGGAUCUACAACCACUAUAGAUAAGCGUAAAGUAAAGAGGCGAGUAAUAUCUGCAUAUAUUCAAGUUGAAAGUCAAAACGUCAGAAACGAUUGAAAAGACUACUUCUGCUUAGUUGUCACUUCAAAUAUGGUCAGUGCGGCUGAAGAACGAUGAAUGGCGAUAGUGUAUCAUGCGAUAUAUGGGCAUCUGCAAGGGCAUCUGCGUGACGGAAGGCUCAGAUCAAAAUAGUUCUAAAUAUGGUGUCUUGUUUGCCUUACGAUAAAUAAACAUAAAACCCCAAAAAAGUGCAAAAAAUAAAAUUUAAUCAUUUGUAACUUUGUGAGGGUAUGGCAGAUUGGUUCCAUUUACUAUUACGAUUAAGCGCGCGUAAGUGUACGUAUACUACUGGCGAAGAGUACAAUAUACAAAGUAUGUUGUAAAAAAAUUAACGCCUUUCGCGGUGAGAAAAAAAGGGAUUUAAUUAUGAAAUUAGGUUUUUUUAAUGGGCUUCGGCAGCUUUUAAAACAUAUCUAAUCAGUAUCCUUGAAUAUUGUUUUAACUCGAUUUGAGCGUUGAAUACUUUCAGUGUUUGUACUGUAACUUUGCAUUAGAGUUUGUAGCAAUAACUUAGUUCAUUUCCUUUCGCGAUUCAUUAAGAAGUACAAAUGCUGUCCAUGAAGCGCUUGGUAGGUUCCUCCGCGGGUACCCAAUACGGUGGCGUCCUUUGACGGCGCCGACUUACGAACAAUGGAAGUAGGCUUAGCUCGGAAUUAAACCGUGCAGUGACUGAGUAACACAUCUUUUCGGUCCGUCAGGAAUGGUCUGAAAAGACUUGAAGGGGGGUCGGUCCGUACGUCUUAUACAGCAUACCUAUGGUAUGCGGAAGAGCUGGGUUAUAAGCGGACAGUUGAGACCAUUGAGAAACAAACUAAACGUGAACACAGAAUAGAGGACAGUAUCUGUUUACAGAUCGUAUCUGAGGAAAGUAUCUGUGUUGGGUUUGAGGAGAGCAUGUUAGAUAAAGCUAUACCCAUCAUAAAUGAUAUAUGGGUUGCGACGCUGAAACUAGAACGAACGAGACUAGUGAGCCGAGGAGCUACCCCGAUAGAGGUGACAUCUAUCCCGUUGCGGAGGACUUGUACCCCGACAGAGAUGACAUCUACCCCGUUGCGGAGGACGGCUACCCCGAUAGAGAUGACAGCUGCCCCGUUGCACAGGACGCCUAUCGCGAUAUAUAGGACUUAAAGCAAUGUUCAAUAUUAACCGUCGGAAGCUGCGAUUUUACUACUAGGUACGAAGUUCUCCAAAUAAAAUUAUGAAGGAAGCAGUCAAUUUGACCUAUUUAGUAAUUUAUGGUUUAGCAACUGCGUAAGCAGUGAAAGGGUUUACUUUACGAUGUAAACUUCAUUGGAAGUAAAACAACACAUAGAGGGGAUCUUUCUACGCACUACACCACUUGGUUGUAUGUGCAAUGGUAUAUUAAGUAUGUAAGGAUGUAUCCAACAUCCAGAAGGACCCACAUUAUAUUAUGAUGACCAAUUUAGAGUCACUUUCCAAAUCAGUCUAAUCUUGUCCGUCCGUCUAGUUUCUUAUGUUCAGCUUAUAAGUCAAAAUUUUGAAGAUGUUUUGAUGAAAUUGGUAAUGCUCUUUUGGAACUACUCUACGUUGCAGAUAGGAUUUGUGUCGAUCUUAUGUUUAUAGCAUGACAGCCGCAGUUUAUCCAUAUUCUCCUAAGUAGUAAAGUAAACUUUUCAUAACUAAUGGCAAGGCAAGGACAGCUCUUGAAUUUCUUACUUCCUGCUACUGUUGUAUUUCUUCGAAAAAUAUCGAAACGGGAGAUGAUGCUAUUAUUUGUCAAUUACAUAUAAUUUCAACUAAUAAAUAUUUUUAUUUUUGCUGAUUUUUAGUUUCUUUUUACAUAAUUUAAAAAAAUUUAAUAACAUAUGAAUUCAGUUCAUAGAUGAUUGCUUUCGCGUUUCUUCUUAUUGU
Messenger RNA from Glossina fuscipes, 6373 nucleotides. It is a transcript of the gene Orc3, whose product is annotated as origin recognition complex subunit 3. The record is from RefSeq and is a predicted model, not a curated record. Gene Ontology annotation, molecular function: DNA replication origin binding. Bases 190 to 2355 code for a protein of 721 amino acids. Gene Ontology annotation, cellular component: DNA replication preinitiation complex; nuclear origin of replication recognition complex; nuclear pre-replicative complex. Gene Ontology annotation, biological process: DNA replication initiation; DNA replication. Lineage: Eukaryota; Metazoa; Arthropoda; Insecta; Diptera; Glossinidae. The transcript has 6 exons.